AUGGCGAAAAAUAAGAAAGGCAAAAAAUCAAGAAAUCAAAAUGACAAUCCACCUGAUGCUCGGUUCAUGCAAACCCCUUUCACAGACAGAGAGGAAACCACUGAGCAGGAGGGAAUUCCACCUCACGAUGAACCAGGGGAAGAGUUUGCCCCAGGUGCUAGUGAUACCGAUGGACACGACUCGGACGCAGACAAUGGAUCAGAGAAUGAAGGUCCACCCGUCGAGGACAAGCCACCUCCCCUUAAAAAGUGGGUGAAGGAGGUUAUUAAGCGCGAGACAAGUGGCGAGAAGGCUCAGUCCAUAGAGAAUUUCUUCAAUUCCGAGGAGCCCGAUGCCAGCGCUUGCAAACCAUUUUUUGAAAGACUCAACCAACACAUCCGCGCUGCCAAUCAAGAACAUGGAGCAAUUGACCUUGAUGAAGGGACUGUCCCAGUCGGAUCAUAUGAUCCAAUCGCAGAUACCUGCAGGAGAAUGGUUUUGGCAAAAAAAGAUAGCCCAGAGGAGGCAUGGGAUGCGUUUCAUCGAACUCGUGAUCUACUCAAAAAGAUCAAUCGCCGAUAUCGCCUACCAAGGACCUGGAACUUUCAUCCUUCUUGGUGCGAAAGCAUAUGCGGACCGGAUCCAACAAUGCACGGGCAGUCGGAUGAAGACUUCGAAACUUCCGGUGAUGAGUCUCAAGCUGCGGGUGAUACGAGAGGAGAUCUUCAUUCGACCGAUGGUCUUGGUGACUCGGAUGAUUCCGAGGCCGAAUCUGUCCGACCAACAGGCCUCGAUUCAUUGGAGUCCAGAGCCAUGAAGGAACAACGUCGGCACAGUGGUGGUAAAGUUCUCUUCUGGUGGCCGAAAGGCACUGGUUCACAGACUUUUGUCCGCUAUGGAGAUCGCUCUGCCCCAAUUUAUCGAAUAAGAGCUGGAUCUCAUGAGAUGUAUGACCAAAAGCGUGUUGAAAAGGUCCUUACGACCAAGACUCGGGGAAGUCAGAAAGUGGAUCUCAUAAAGAAUGGAAUUCCAUGCGAGGAAUGGAAGUUUGGUCGACAGCAUGUCGAAGAUAUUCGCGGAGUUGGCUGGAAGGUUGAAGACGACGAUGAAGUUGGCAUUGACCCUCUGUCAUUCAUCCGUCCAGUGCCUAACUCCGUUUAUCCGCAAACCCGAGCUUGGGUCAAAUGGAAAGACGGCAAGUUCACUUUGGAGGGCAGGCAGUUCAUCAGACGCAUCACGAAUGGUUCCUCUCUUCAAGGCGAUCAAGUCAUCUUUCAAAAAGCGGAGGAUUUAGAAACUGCCUAUCGCCUUAGACAUGGCUGGGAACAGACUGAUAGUGAAAUAGACCUUGAUGAUGUUAGACCGUCUAAGCGUUAUGGACAUGCGAAAAUAAAGUCUGAGAUUGAAACAGACACAGAUUCUGAUGAUGGCUACUCGUUGCGCUAUACGAAUCAGAGAAAAAAAGCCAGUUCCGACUUCAGGUCGCCGUCGUGGCAGAGCUCGAGCUCGUUCUGA
Molecule: messenger RNA, 1494 nt
Organism: Penicillium waksmanii
Lineage: Eukaryota; Fungi; Ascomycota; Eurotiomycetes; Eurotiales; Aspergillaceae
Exons: 1
Coding region: 1-1494 (497 amino acids)
Source: RefSeq, a predicted model, not a curated record